Messenger RNA from Mastomys coucha (southern multimammate mouse), 1485 nucleotides. It is a transcript of the gene Fam187a, whose product is annotated as family with sequence similarity 187 member A. The record is from RefSeq and is a predicted model, not a curated record. Lineage: Eukaryota; Metazoa; Chordata; Mammalia; Rodentia; Muridae. Bases 190 to 1449 code for a protein of 419 amino acids. The transcript has a single exon.
AUCUUGUACUUCAGCUGGGAAUAAAUUACCUCACCCUCUGCUCUCUCCUCUGCAGUUGAUUGCCCCCUUUCAUGACUGUUUGACCCUUUCUUUAUCUAGUGGCCUCUUAGCAAUGGUUUCUAAAACGCCAUAGGUCUUGGGCACCUCGAUUUUUGCCCUGGCUCUCCCAAGACCCUCCUUCCUACAAGCAUGAGUUUGGCCCAUACUACCGUGCUCCUGUGGGCCUGGGGCAGUCUCCAGGCCUUUGAAAUUGUGGAGAAGGAGAACAUUUUUCAAAGUACACCUUGCCCUGCUUUUCUGGUGUUUGAUAAUGCUGCCUACCUGGCUGACAUGAGCUUUGAGCUCCCUUGUCACUGCAAACCUGAGGAUGUUUCUGCUGUGGUCUGGUAUUACCAAAAGCAGCUGGGGAGCAGCCAUACCACAGUGCUUACAGACUUCGAUGGGCGGUUGCUUACGGAGGAUGCUGGCCACAUUCGAGUAGGCAGCAGUAUGCUGGUGCGCUUCAGCAUCCGCAUGUUCAGCCUGUUGGUUUUCCGGGCCCAGCCAGAGGACACAGGCCUAUAUUUUUGUGGCUCCCGCAACGGGGACUAUUUUUAUGCCUAUGAUGUGGAUAUCCAAAGCAAUAAAGAAAUAGUGGCCAGUUUCAAGGACAUGGGCCAGGAGCCAUUGCCAGAUGAGUACUACGGGGACCUCCAUGUCUUUACUACCUUCUGGGAGUGGACCCCCUGUGACCGCUGUGGGAUACGUGGGGAACAGUGGCGCUUUGGACUCUGCUACUUGCAGAGUCCUGACCUCUCGCCUCGAUAUAUUAACACUCUGCCCAAUAUGGUGUCCUGUGGCUCUCAGGCUGUGCCAUGGAAACUGCAAGUCAAGACCAAGUAUCACACACCUGAGCUGCUGAUUCAGAGCUGCCUAGUGUCCUGUAAGAAUGAGAAGAAGACCCAGGGUAUACUGGCAAUCUACAACUAUGUGUCCAAACUCGGCGACCGGCCCUGGCUGCCUCAGGUUCCCAUUCAAUUCCAUCAGCAGAGACUAGGUCACGCCCUCAUCAUCUCCUGUCCCGGGGCCCGACCAGAGCAUGCUGUGGCCUGGGACAAGGACAAUCAGCCUCUCUACCGAGCCCAGUACCUAAUAGGUGUGAACAGAUCCAUGAGAGUUUUCAUUGACCACGGCAACCAUCUCCACAUCCGAUUCACCCAGCUGAGUGACCGGGGCACCUAUUACUGCUGGCGGCAAGGGUUGAAAAUCGCUGGCUUCCGGUUGGGCAUAGUAUCUCGAGGGCGCUACCCAGCUUCACUCUCAGACCCAGAGACUCGCACAGCUCUGGAGCUCACCCUGUUAAGCUAUCUGCUCAUCAUCAUAGUCUUCAUCAUCCUUCACCUCUGUCGUUGCUGUUGCCAAUCUCGCUGUUGUCCCAAUUUCUCCGCCCAAACCCUUCUCCGGUUGUGAUGUCCAGUCGUGUUACAAUAUGUUUGUUAAAUGAUA